AUGAUGCAAGAAGAACCAAUUUUAAAAGAGAAUAAAGAUAGAUUCGUUCUGUUUCCCAUUAAACAUCAAGAUGUCUGGAAGUUUUACAAGAAAGCGGAAGCAUCGUUUUGGACAGCGGAGGAGAUUGACUUGGCACCCGAUCUAAGAGAUUGGCAAGAUAAACUGAACGAUAACGAACGAUAUUUUAUUAGCAAUGUUCUGGCGUUUUUCGCUGCUUCCGACGGUAUAGUAAAUGAGAAUCUGGCAACACGCUUCAUGUCCGAAGUGCAGAUACCAGAGGCUCGUUGUUUCUAUGGCUUCCAAAUCGCUAUGGAGAACAUUCAUUCCGAGACCUACAGCUUAUUGAUCGAUACCUAUAUUCAGAAUCCAGCCGAGAAGACAAAGUUGUUCAAUGCAAUCGAGACAAUUCCAUGUGUACAGAAGAAAGCUAAUUGGGCACUGAAAUGGAUAUCUAAUUCCACAUCAUUUGCAGAGAGACUAGUAGCUUUCGCCGCUGUUGAAGGUAUUUUCUUUUCCGGUAGUUUUUGUUCUAUUUUUUGGCUGAAAAAGAGGAAUUUGAUGUCAGGACUAUGCUCAUCCAACGAGUUUAUUAGCCGUGAUGAAGGAUUACAUUGUCAGUUUGCAUGUCUUCUCUAUUCUAAAUUGGUAAAUAAGCUAGAUGCCAAAACAAUUGAAUCAAUUAUUCGUGAUGCUGUAGAUUGUGAGAAGGAGUUUAUCACUCAGUCACUUCCGGUCGAUCUAAUUGGGAUGAACAACCGCCUUAUGUCCGAGUAUAUCGAAUUUGUCGCCGAUCAUCUCAUUGUUGCUCUUGGCUACAAGAAGAUCUACAACACUGCCAACCCAUUCGAUUGGAUGGAGUUAAUCUCUAUUGACACCAGAACAAACUUUUUCGAACAUCGCAAUACGUCAUACACCAUACCAGGUGUUGCAGUCAAAUCAACCUAUGAAUUUAAUACAAAUGCUGACUUUUAA
Molecule: messenger RNA, 972 nt
Organism: Heterostelium album PN500
Lineage: Eukaryota; Evosea; Eumycetozoa; Acytosteliales; Acytosteliaceae
Product: ribonucleotide reductase-related protein
Exons: 1
Coding region: 1-972 (323 amino acids)
Biological process (GO): deoxyribonucleotide biosynthetic process
Molecular function (GO): oxidoreductase activity
Source: RefSeq, a predicted model, not a curated record